This is a messenger RNA of Lucilia cuprina (Australian sheep blowfly), 1013 nucleotides long. Its product is annotated as mitochondrial inner membrane protease ATP23 homolog. Gene Ontology annotation, biological process: mitochondrial proton-transporting ATP synthase complex assembly; mitochondrial protein processing. Gene Ontology annotation, cellular component: extrinsic component of mitochondrial inner membrane. Gene Ontology annotation, molecular function: metalloendopeptidase activity. The record is from RefSeq and is a predicted model, not a curated record. The coding region runs from base 96 to 953 and encodes 285 amino acids. The transcript is spliced from 2 exons. NCBI's taxonomy places the organism in Eukaryota, Metazoa, Arthropoda, Insecta, Diptera, Calliphoridae.
UGCAAGCAAAAAAAUCUAUUAUUUAACUCGGCAAAUGAAAACAAAAUUCAUUUAACUUUUUAAAAAAUAGUUUUGUCAACUUUUUUUAACUUAAAAUGGGAUUUUUCACCAAAGCAGAAGCAAAAUCUCAGGAAGUAAUACCAGGUCUAGAACUAGAUACUGUACAACCACCGCCACCAACCAAAAAAACAACAACUGAAACCGCGAACGAAAGUAAGAAUUCUUCAGAAAAAAACAACGAAAAUAAAGCAAAAAAGGAAUGGGGCUAUGAUUUGUAUCCUGAACGCCGUGGUGAAGAAUUCAAGCCAAAAUGGUCUAGAAUUCUACUGGGUUUCGAGGGUCAUGAGAAUAUGGAUAAAAUCAAAUGUGAACGAAAUGUUUACUGGUGUGUUAAGAAUAGUCCUCUGGUUAAAUUAAUGAUGGGUGCCUUAAAGAGUUCCGGCUGUCCGAUAGACUUGAGAAGACAUAUUUCCUGUGAAGUUUGCGAUUCAUCGGUAACUGGUGGUUAUGAUCCUGUUCUCAAUCAAAUUGUUGUUUGUCAGAAUAUGGCCAAGAAGGAAGGCAUGGUUCAAGGCGUUCUAACACAUGAAAUGAUACACAUGUUCGACUAUUGCAAUAAUGAUUUAGACUUCCGUAAUAUAGAUCACUUGGCCUGCACAGAAAUAAGGGCAGCUAAUUUGGCGCAUUGUUCUUUCUUAAGUGCCAUGAUGCAAGGUGAUGCAUCUGUGUUUGACAUCAAGGAAACACAUCAGAAUUGUGUUAAAUCUAAAGCUUUAGCUUCCGUUUUAGCUGUUCGCAAUGUUACGAGAAAAGAAGCUAUUGAAGCUGUUGAAAGAGUGUUUCCCAAGUGUUAUAAUGACUUGGAACCAAUUGGUCGGCGUAUUAGACGUAAUUCACCGGACCAACAUAGAGCCUAUAUGGAGGCACCCAUGUAUGGUUACGAUGUUUAUUAAGUAGUCUACUAAAAGUUAUAGUUAUUUGAUAAAUAAAUUAAAUUUGUAUAAUUACAAAGA